CCCAGUAUGGAUGGCUUGGUUGAGCAGAACAGCGUGCUGAUGCACAGCAAGAUCACUGAGGCUGGGAAAAGGAAUGGUUUAAUUAACACAAGGAACUUAGUAGCAGAGAGCCGAGAUGGUCUGGUCUCCGUGUACCCCACCCCUCAGUACCAGAGCCACAGAGCGGGCAGCCUGUCCUCUCCCAGAUGCCCGAAGAACGGCAGGAGUGACCCUGUGCAGCAGCUCCUGGACCCCAGCAUGCUGCAGCAGACAGUGGAGUCUCACUACAGGCCCAACAUCAUUCUCUACUCUGAGAACAUGCUGCGUUCGUGGGGUGAGAGCCUGGGCUCAGAGUGCUGUGAGACGACCUUCAUUGAGGAGCACUCUCCCACCAAAGACAGCCUGGAGUACCCUGACAGCAAAUUCAUCGACCUCUCCACAGAUGACAUCAAGAUCCACACCCUCUCCUAUGAGGUGGAGGAAGAGGAGGAUUUCCAGGAACUAGAGAGCGAUUACUCGAGUGACACCGAGAGUGAAGACAACUUCCUGAUGAUGCCACCAAGGGAUCAUCUUGGCCUCACUGUGUUCUCUAUGCUCUGCUGCUUCUGGCCACUGGGAAUUGCUGCCUUUUACCUGUCCCAUGAGACAAACAAAGCAGUAGCCAAGGGGGAUUUCCACCACGCAAGCUCCAGUUCCCGGCGAGCUCUCUUCCUGGCUGUCCUGUCCAUCACAAUCGGAACUGGCAUCUACGUCGGGGUAGCUGUGGCUCUUAUUGCCUACCUGUCAAAAAACAACCAUCUAUGAGCCUCAGGAAAGGGGGAAGAACCACCCAACCCAGCUCCUGCACUGCAGAAGUCCCCAGCCCAUCAGACUAUGUGGUUUUCCAAAAAGAGACAAACAAUUUCUGGGGGCAUGUACAGGACGAGAUGGGCUUGUACAUUGUUCUAGGGUGGGAAGCUGGAGGGUCUGGGGGAAGUUCCACCAAUUGUGAUGUACAAGUCUUGGUCAUCUUCAUCAACUCCUGUACAAAAAAGGGAAAGAAAGAGCAAAAGAGAGACAAAGAAUAAAAAAAUAAAUAAAAAAAAUAAAUAAAAGGAAGGAAGAUGGGGAGUGUGUGGAGAAGGGUGUUUUGCCUUUGCCUUCUUUUCAAUAUGGUGUUUACAAGCAUCUGGCAAACCGAGCUGCUCUCUUAAUACCU
Messenger RNA from Cinclus cinclus, 1177 nucleotides. It is a transcript of the gene SYNDIG1, whose product is annotated as synapse differentiation inducing 1. Gene Ontology annotation, cellular component: intracellular membrane-bounded organelle; postsynaptic density membrane; synaptic vesicle membrane. NCBI's taxonomy places the organism in Eukaryota, Metazoa, Chordata, Aves, Passeriformes, Cinclidae. The coding region runs from base 7 to 783 and encodes 258 amino acids. Gene Ontology annotation, biological process: positive regulation of synapse assembly; synaptic vesicle clustering. The record is from RefSeq and is a predicted model, not a curated record. The transcript is spliced from 3 exons.